UGCUCUGUCCUGAAGCUGUGUGAUCCAGCUGUAGACUCAAGGCGGAAAGUACGUAGUAAUACACAACAUACCUGGGAAGCUCACAAAGACCAGAGCCUAUCUUAAGAAUUAAUACUACAAAGAAAACCUGAUGGGACCAUUCCAGAUUGUCCCCAGCAGAUUAAUUUCCCAGCUGUAUUGUGGACUGAAGUCUCCUGCUGCCAAAGGAACCAAGAUUUGCCUAACCAUGGCUCGCCCAAGUUCAAAUAUGGCCAGUUUUCGGGAGGUUUUUGCAAAAGCAAAGCACAUAGUCGUCCUUUCAGGGGCUGGCAUUAGUGCUGAAAGUGGGCUUCCAACUUUCAGAGGAGCUGGUGGUUAUUGGAGAAAGUGGAAAUCUCAGGACCUGGCCACUCCUGAGGCCUUUGCCUACAACCCGUCACGCGUGUGGGAGUUCUACCACUACCGGCGGGAAAUGAUGCAGAGCGCGAAGCCGAACCCUGGGCACCUUGCCAUUGCCGAGUGUGAGGCCAGGCUGCACAAGCAGGGCCGCAGGGUCACGGUCAUCACCCAAAACAUUGAUGAGCUGCACCGUAAGGCUGGCACCAAGAACCUUCUGGAAAUCCAUGGUAGCAUAUUUAAAACUCGAUGUACCUCUUGUGGAGUUGUGGCUGAGAACCACAAGAGUCCGAUUUGUCCAGCUUUAUCAGGAAAAGGUGCUCCAGAACCCGAAACGCAUGAUGCCAGAAUCCCAGUUGAGAAACUUCCCCGGUGUGAAGAGGCAGCGUGUGGAGGACUGCUGCGACCUCACGUAGUUUGGUUUGGAGAAAACCUGGAUCCUGCCAUUCUGGAGGAGGUUCACAGAGAGCUGGCCCUCUGUGACUUAUGUCUAGUGGUGGGAACUUCCUCUGUGGUUUAUCCUGCUGCCAUGUUUGCCCCCCAGGUGUCAGCCAGGGGUGUGCCAGUGGCCGAAUUUAACAUGGAAACCACCCCAGCCACCAACACAUUCAGGUUUCAUUUCCAGGGGCCCUGUGGUAAGAGUCUUCCUGAAGCCCUUGCUCCUCAUGAAACUGAAACAGUUUCUUAAUUGUCCUGAGGACGUUAGAAAUUAUAGUACAUCUAAGUACCAAGCUACAAACAGGAGAUACAAUCCUGUGGAUGGUGAGAUGAAUACUGGAAGAUCUAAAGACAUCCUCUGAUUCCCUGGCGGGAUUCAACCUGUUGAUCAGUGAUAGGGUCUUAGAGGUAACAAUAGCAAACGUAUUUACAAGAAAUCAGAGAACUGUAAAGUUAACGCAUGUUAUUCGGUUUGAACUUAAACAUAAAAUACCUCUGCUGUG
This is a messenger RNA of Rhinolophus ferrumequinum (greater horseshoe bat), 1316 nucleotides long. It is a transcript of the gene SIRT5, whose product is annotated as sirtuin 5. Lineage: Eukaryota; Metazoa; Chordata; Mammalia; Chiroptera; Rhinolophidae. Gene Ontology annotation, molecular function: NAD+ binding; protein-malonyllysine demalonylase activity; protein-succinyllysine desuccinylase activity. The transcript is spliced from 9 exons. Bases 131 to 1063 code for a protein of 310 amino acids. The record is from RefSeq and is a predicted model, not a curated record.